CUUCACAUUAGAGGAAUCCAUUUCCUGCCCUUUGCAGCUCCUACAGGGCUGCCUGCAUUCCCUGCUCUGUGGCCUCAUGUCCUUCUGAGCUCCGCUUCUGCGGUCUCAUCUCCUCCUGACUCGGACCUCCUGCCUUCCUCUUCUAAGGACCCCGUAGGUACACCGAGCCCCCCUGGAUGAUGGAGGAAACUCCCCAUCUCAUGAUCCUUAAUUCAUCCAUCACAUCUGCAAGGUCCCUAAUGCCACGGAAGGUAGCAGAGGCCCGGGAGACUCGGUGUGGAUGUCUGUGGGGGUGUGACUGUGCUGUCAGUGGCCGCUGACGGGUGCUGGUGACCAGAGGCCGUGACCGUGGGUGUGGCUGACAUGCCUCCGUGUUGUGCUUUUGGUGCAGACCUUCCCUGAUGGAGGAUCUCAGUGAAGCAAAUGGCCGUUUUGCCAUCCACCUAUUAAAAAUGUUGGGCAAAGAGGACAGCUCCCGAAAUGUGUUCUGCUCCCCCCUGAGCAUCUCAUCUGCCCUGGCCAUGCUCUUCAUGGGCGCCGACGGAGACACCGCCACCCAGAUGUGCCAGGCUCUUUGUGUGAACAGAAGUGGAGAUAUUCACGAAGGUUUCCGGGCCCUUCUCACGGAGGUGAACAGAUCUGGCACUCAGUACCUGCUCAGAACUGCCAACAGACUCUUCGGGGAGGAGACGUGUGACUUCUUUCCAGCCUUCAGGGAGUCCUGCCGGAAGUUCUACCAGGCAGAGCUGGAGGAGGUGUCCUUCGUGAAGGACAUGGAAGAAUGCAGGAGACAUAUAAAUGACUGGGUGACAGAAAAGACUGAAGGUAAGAUUUCAGAGAUACUGGCUCCUGGGACAGUUGAUCCACUGACAAAGCUGGUUCUCGUGAAUGCCAUCUAUUUCAAAGGAAAGUGGAAUGAGCAAUUUGACAGAAAGUUCACACGGGGAAUGCCCUUUAAAACCAACCAGGAGAAGAAGACAGUGCAGAUGAUGUUUAAGCAUGCUAAAUUUAGAAUGGGGCACGUGGAGGACAUGCACCUGCAGGUCCUGGAGCUGCCCUAUGCCGGGGAGGAGAUGAGCAUGGUCAUUCUGCUGCCAGAUGACAACACCGAUCUGGCCGUGGUGGAAGACACACUUACCUAUGAGAAGUUCAGAGCCUGGACAAAUCCAGAAACGAUGACUAAGGACAAAGUUCAAGUUUUCCUUCCCCGAUUGAAGCUGGAGGAGAGUUAUGACUUGGAGUCUUUUCUUCGAAGUUUAGGUAUGACUGAUGCGUUUGAGGAAGCCAAGGCAGACUUUUCUGGAAUGUCAGCAAAGAAGAACGUGCCUGUGUCCAAGGUCGCGCACAAGUGCUUUGUAGAGGUCAACGAAGAGGGCACGGAGGCGGCCGCGGCCACUGCCGUGGUCAGGAAUGCCCGGUGCUGCAGAAUUGAACCACGAUUUUGUGCAGACCACCCCUUCCUCUUCUUCAUCGUGCACCAUGACACCAGGAGCAUCUUGUUCUGCGGCCGCUUCUCCUCUCCCUGAGGAGGGGCGGGUCUUGUGCACACACUUCUGUCCGUCUGCUCGCCUUGCUUUCAUGCAGAUUCCUUGUGACCCAAUUGGUACAGUGGUCUGAAGGCCAGAAUAAAGUGUGUGCACCUGGGAA
Suricata suricatta (meerkat) is the source of this 1647-nucleotide messenger RNA. Its product is annotated as serpin B8-like. Bases 402 to 1526 code for a protein of 374 amino acids. Gene Ontology annotation, cellular component: cytoplasm. Gene Ontology annotation, biological process: negative regulation of endopeptidase activity. The transcript has 6 exons. Gene Ontology annotation, molecular function: serine-type endopeptidase inhibitor activity. The record is from RefSeq and is a predicted model, not a curated record. NCBI's taxonomy places the organism in Eukaryota, Metazoa, Chordata, Mammalia, Carnivora, Herpestidae.